AGUCGUGUUCCUGCUAUCCAAAACCUGUAAAGUACGUCUUUGGUGUUACUAGAAAAAUCGGCGAUAAAGAAUGAUUAAAUUUUAAACCCUUUGUCUAAACCGACACGUAAUAGCGCCUUAUUUUUGCUGUCAUGAUUAUUUACGAACAUUAAACCACGUGCUACUUACACCUUGUAUUUUGACAAGAAGUCAAUUGUUAAGCAAGAGAAUGUCAAGAAGGAAACAGCCGAAUCCUGCAAAGUUAGGAGAUACUGAAGCGACAAAAUCGACAGAAGUUGUAGAAGAUCGCGCAGAAAAUGCUAGCAAUGGAAAUUCAAAUUCGGGAACAGUAAAAAAUGGGCUUUCGUGUGAACGCCAAUGUACGUAUAUCAAAAAGGAAGAAUUUACAGACGAUGAGGAGAAAGAUAACGUGGACGAUGGAAACAACAACGAAGACAUUGACAGGAUGGGAAUGGAUGAUCAAGAAGACAGUUUAGGUUCAAUCGGAACCGAACAUGGUAGUUGGGGUUCGAAUACACCUGAGCAAGCUUCACCGGCUCCAAGUUCAUGUGCAACUCCCAGUUCAAGCUUGAGUGACAUAGCUGACUCUGAAAUAGCGUUUACAGUUGGGAUCACUGAAACCACCCCGUAUGCCUGCAAAAUAUGCAAUAAAGCGUUCGCCAGGUCAUCUUUAUUAAGCAAACACGAACAGUCUCACACGGACCAACUGCAAUAUGGAUGUUCGUACUGUCCCCGGUUAUUCAAACACAAGAGGUCACGUGACCGGCAUAUCAAAUUGCAUACCGGGGACAAAAAAUACAAAUGUGUCCAUUGUCAGACAGCAUUCUCCAGAAGUGACCAUUUAAAGAUCCAUAUGAAGACACACGAUAACAGUAAACCGUUCCGUUGUUUAAUUUGCAACAGAGGAUACAAUACGGCCGCCGCACUUACCUCUCAUCAGCAAAGCCAUUCCAAACAAAACACUGAAGGUGGGAAAAGCCCUGGGUCUUUUAAAUGCCACCAAUGCCCAGAAACUUUUACCAGAUACGAUUUAUUGCAAUUUCACACAUCUUCAAUGCACACUACACUUGGAGUUACUUGUGCAUCGCAGAGCAUGGCUUCCACCCCUCUCCAAGAAUUGCCUAAAUGGGUCUGUAUGUAUUGCGGAAGAGACUUUUUAACUAUCGACGAAAUGCAACAUCACGUCAAUCUAGACCAUAGCGCAAUACUGAACGGAAAUUUUACGAAUAAUGCUUCCAAACCGACCACAACAUCCGAAACUUCUUCGCCACUAAAUGAUAAAGGUUCGCCGAUUCAUGAAAGUAACAGUUCACCAACAUACGCUUGUGACAGUUGCACAAUGCAGUUUGAUUCAAUUGAAAAGCUACGGGUCCACGAAAAUUGUAUUCACUGGAAACCUCCCCAACCAUUAAUUUCGGCUCCUGCUUUAUACGUGAAGGAUUGCAAUGCCUGUCUUCCACCAUCCGAAAGAGUGACCACGGACGUAUUAAGUGCCUCUCCAACCUCGCAGCCGGUACAGUCUCACCCUACCGAUUUGAGUCGAAAACGUCGCGCAGGUGAUGUAGAGAGCCCAGUUGUUGCAAAAAGAGAGUCUAACGAUUUAAGUAACCACAGUAUGGCUGGUGGUUCUCGCGAUUCCUCCAAAAAAGAAGAAUGGUCAAGUUACAUCUGCAGUAUAUGUGGAACUCAACUGCCAAAUUUUGCGUCAUUUAUGGUUCACAUGGAUAUACAUAUGUCUGUAAACGCUACGCCUACAAAUGUAGUGUUAGGAGGAUACUGUCCGCUUUGUGGCGAAGCUUAUCGUGAUCAAACUGAGCUUAAUAAUCACAUCGUGUUGCACACUUUAUCAUAUAAGCCAGGUUGGUGUUGUCGUGUCUGUAAAAAGGUUUUUAAUGAAGACUUGGAGGACUUGCAAAGACAUCUUGUGGAAAACCAUACAUGCACAACGUAUAGAUGUUGUGUUUGCGAACAGAUAUUUGAGACCAAAUCGGCAAUGCUAAUUCAUUUGACAAAAAAACACAGCAGUGAGUGUCAACAUUACCGUUGUAAGUUUUGUCCAGAGCAAAUAUUUCACAACCAACUUAGCGCCGAGAUGCACAUAUCUCAACAUGUACCACGUUUAUUUAAUCCAUCGCGGAAAUCUAGUUUCGGAUCUUUUCCAUUUCGUGCCGAUUACAAUACAAGGGUGGAUCGACUUGGCAAGAACCUCCAAUGUCCGUUUUGUCGACAGUGUUUUAAAGGAGAAUAUCUACACCAAAUCCACAUGUUAAAAGAACACAAGAACUAUAGACAGGCGCAUACAUCAACAAUGACCGAAGAGUGUUCAAUUGAUCAACUAGCAACUAGAAGUCAAAGGGAGGUCCAGGACAAUUCUUCGGUACUAUAUACUAAUAGUAUAACUCCUUCCGAUAACAUUUCGCGAUACGAGAGAGGUAUCAACGAAAACUUCAUGUGCGACAUAUGCGGCACAACGGAUUUCAGCAGCGAGACUGAACUAAUUAGUCACAAAAAGCUACAUCAUGUUAAAUCAAAGAUCGGCCCGGUAAGCCUCCAGUGUGCGUACUGUAACGAACAUUGUAAAUCGCGAUCAGACUUGGAAAAUCACAUGAAAAAUCACCAAGUAAACAGUAGCAAAGGUAAACACAAGUGCAACAUUUGUGACGAAAUAUACACUUCGGCGAUCAUUUUGGCCGAACACAAACUUUCUCACUGUAAAAUAGUGUCUGGAAAUACGUGCACUCAAUGUAAAGCCAUCCUUACAGACGAGCAGUCGUUUUAUUCCCAUCAAGUUCAGCAUAGCGCAGUAUUAAAUAAACCAAAUUCACAAAUUUCUUUACCGGCAAACUGCAUUAUUUGUUGCCAAACGCUCCAAACUGAUGUCGAAAUUAAACUUCAUUCGAACUUCCACUUGCAACAUAUAAUCCACAAGGAAUUUUUGUGCAGCAUGUGCAAUCACAUUUUUGAUACUCGUACCGGCCUUCCUCUUCAAGGAUACGAGAAGAAUUCGGAAAAUCUACAAAUUGCAAUAUGUAAAGAAUGCAUGCGGAAGUGUAGCAACAAUGGCACUUCUAGCAGUCCCAUAAUACAAAGUACCGAGUGUGUAGACAAAAAAGUAUAUUCUUGCGGGAAAUGUCCAAAGACAUUCGAAAAUGAAGGCGAUGUAAAGAAGCACGCGGUAACGCAUGUAGUCAGUGAUGGUGCCACUCACGAAUGUCACAUUUGCAGAAGUAUCUUUCCAUCAGCACUAAAGCUGCAGCUGCACGUUAUAGAGCACAGUUUUUUUGGAACGGGCCAAUUCCGAUGUUAUAUUUGUAGCUCGAUAUUCACAACUGCAAACGGUUUGCUUACUCAUAUGCUCGAUCAUGGCGUUAACUCAAAACCUUACGAAUGUGCGACGUGCCAAAUGAAGUUCUUCUUUCAAACUGAAUUGGACAACCAUAAAUACGAUCACAUACUCGUGCGGACCAUCCAUACGCCCAUUCUGAUGAAUUGUAAAUCAGAGGGUGAGAACGCAUCGGAGAAAAUAAAGCGGGAGGUGUUGAACAACUGUCCUUACUGUGAUAUGUUAACGUCACCAACGUACAUGGAGAUUCAUUUAAGAUGCUGUAAUCAAAAUCCGGAGUUCAAAAAGAAUACCGAUGAAAAACGUAAAAUAAAAUUUGCGGAGAACAAUAAUGCGUCAACAAACGAAGAAAAGAAGACUUAAUUAUAUUGUGUUGUUCUCUGACCUACUAUACAUUGUUUUCUUAAUGAAGGGCAAUAACUACAUUACCUUAAAGAGACGAGAACUCUUAUUUAAUGUUAAAGUGAUAGUUUUUCAACUUUGCAAUUUAAUUGAACUGGAAUUAGUAUAACUAUAGUAGAUAUGUCAAUACCAAUGUGAUAAUACCACUUAAUGGGUUAGGGCGACAUCAGCGUCACAUUAUUUACCAUUACCUGUUCUGAUUACGUGCAUUAUAAACAUGUCACGUGGUCUGCGAAUAAUAAUUUAGUCUUAUUUUUAGACGAUUUAGUGAUGUGAAGUUUCCAUGGAGAAGGGACUGUUCUGUAAAAGAGAAAGGUCUCGAUUGUUUAAAUUUUAUCCAGACAGCAUACCAACUAGGCUCCAGAAGUCGCACAUAUGCUCAAUACUAGUACUAUAUGGAUAAACCUUUUCAUUUAAUUUUCAAAGGGGAGCAAAUUGAUUUGAGGAAUAUACAGGGUCAUUAGCAAAAUACUUAAAUUAAAAAACUACCAUUACGAUUAUUGGGCUUGUUUUAUUUUCCUUUUUUACAAAAUGUUUCUCAACGUUGAUUUUAUAUUUACAAGAUCUUGCACCCUGAAAUACAUUUACAAUAUGAGACAGUCUUACAGGAAUUAUGGUUGUAAGUUUGGUAUGCGCCGAUAACACCCUGUAUAGAAAAACACUAGUUACAUUUGACUAUGUAAAGUGUUAGCUCUAAGUGUUAGAUGUUUAUUCUUCUACUAUUCGAGUCCUUUAAUCGCUUAAGUUCAGAAGUUGCUUUCAUAAACUUUACAUCAUUGAAAUCUACAAUUUACAAAUGCCUAAACAUUAAAGUAAAGUUUGUUACGCACGUUAUAGUUGUAUACAUAUUAAUUCGGAAAAUUGUUGCCCCUUUUCGCAAAUCCUUAGAUAUUAAGGAAAAAGUUAAAACGUUUUUUGAAAGUUUCGCUAUUGUUUUUGAAUGGAUACAAGUCAAGCAUUUUUGUAAGUGUAUUCCAACGACCUAAAGUUUGUUUAAAUUGAUUGUAACAAU
Molecule: messenger RNA, 4757 nt
Organism: Photinus pyralis (common eastern firefly)
Lineage: Eukaryota; Metazoa; Arthropoda; Insecta; Coleoptera; Lampyridae
Gene: L
Product: zinc finger protein 423 homolog
Exons: 8
Coding region: 209-3706 (1165 amino acids)
Biological process (GO): regulation of transcription by RNA polymerase II
Cellular component (GO): nucleus
Molecular function (GO): RNA polymerase II transcription regulatory region sequence-specific DNA binding; DNA-binding transcription factor activity, RNA polymerase II-specific
Source: RefSeq, a predicted model, not a curated record